UAUUUAAUAAUUUUACAACUUUCACCUUUUUUCUUUACCUUUAGUACAAAAUUACCAACGUAUAAUCGCAUUUCUUUUCGGAUUAUCUCGAGUUGAGAAAAAAUGGCGUAAGUAGUAAUAUAUUUGAGUUUUCUUAUUCGAUUGCAAAUUAGUGGGUAAAUACAGUGAUUGGAAGGAGGAGAGAGCAAUAUGGUGGUAGAGGAAUGUUUGGGGGAAGGUAACAAGAGAAGUGAGAAAAUUUGCGUGAUGACGGCAACGUCGCCUACAGUCAAGAUGGCUGCAUGUCUCCCGCAAGACGGAGACUCAAGUAAUCCGGACAAGCCUGGCUCUUCUUCCUCCUCACAAUUCUUGAAACAACAAGCCAGUGGUCCUCAAGGGGGAUCCUUAGCCUUGAGUGCCACCUCGGAGGAAAUCAAGCUGGAGGGUGACAAGGCAUAUGAUGAAGUAGCAAAUUACAACGAAGAGGACCUAAGGAGUCUCCUGGAAGAAGUCACAAAUGCUAGCAAGAGAAAAAACAAGAACACCCUCUCACCCUAUGCCUUGGCUUUAAUUCUCAAAGAACAAGAUGCUUUGAGAGAAGAGUCCAGUUCUGGAGAUGACACCAGGGAUUUAGCAUAUAGACAUCGAAGUAAAAAGUCACUCGUAGGACGUCGAGAUCAGUCCAACGGAGAUCAGUCAGCAGCUGCUCGUACAAGUACUGGUGGAUCCCUUGGCUCCUUACAUGACCUUUCAGAGACUAAACAGCCUAAAAAAGUUGCUGGGCCCAAUCAGGGUGUGGCAUCACGUUGUAGGGAGGGUGGUUCAUGUGGGAACUUGUCACGUGGUUCGUUUGAGACGGUAAAGAGAAAGGGCCGCCGUUCCAGGGACGCUGCUCGGGCAAGCACAAGUCAACGUGAGGGAGGUUCUUUACAGAAUUUAAGCAAGACUGAAGCUGCUUCAAAUGAAUCUAAGAAACUCCACAAGUCAGGUAGCCUGAGUCAAGUCUGUUCGGAGGUUGCUGGUGGUGCUCGCAGUAAGAAUCGACGACAGAAGACUGCAAGCGAGAGCUCCAGCUGUAGGUAUUCUCGUCGUUCAGAAGAUCGUGAAGCUGGUGAAGAGAGCUCUUGUGAUGAAGCCAUUGGGGAUAAUCGCUGCAGGUUAUUAGCACAAUCGCCUCACUCUGCAGAGCACACAUUUCCUCCAGAAGGUGUUGGCGGGGCUUCUGGAGGAAUUGUUCCCGAUAUUAGCAAUGAUGUAGAAGAUUCUAUGUCGACACUUCGUCUACAUGUUUUCCCCCCAACCCAACAGGAUGUGGCCUCUGCGGGAGAAACUACCGAGGAGGAGGAUGAACCUAUAGAGGAGAAUGGGAUAGAGCUACAAAAAGUUACUUGCCACAGAGCUGAUUUUGACAACACCCAUACUGAAGUAGAUAAGGCAAUCAGCUUCAGCCUCGGUCGUUCGCAGGAGGACACCAUGCUGAGCAGCUGUGGCCGCCGCGCUCUACCUCUUCAGGAUUCUCAGUGUAUUACUUCUAUCUUCAAAGAUGAAAAGUUAAUUAACAAAGGUUGUUGGUUGGUGGGUGGGUGUUAUCUGCGCAUCUGCUCCAUAACUGGAUCAGAAGAGGAGCUUUUAGGAAAACGAAAACUUCUAGCAAGUCGAAGUGACAGUGGAGGCAGUGAGAAUAAAUCUUCUUUGGAUGAAAAUGGAAAUCCUGUGAUGUCUACAUCAAGCAAUUCUGUUCUAGCUUCAUUGUCGGCUAGCGAGCGGUCUAAUGCUUUGGUAAUGCCGACUCACCAUACUGCACGCAAAAACGUGAUGAACAAUUCCCAUAAGGAUGCUAGCAGGUUUGACCGUGUCAAAGCUAGAAAUGAUAAGAAAAAGGCAAACAAAGAAAAGGACAUUGUGAAUAUUAAAGAGACGCCAGGGUUUCGUGGUGACCAAGACCUCAACGAUAUUCUUAAAUUCUUGGGAGCUGAAGUGGAUUCCUCAAAUGGUAAAAGUAAAAAGAAACACAAAGGUAAAAAAGAUGACAAUCGAGAGGAAAAGGAUGGAAAAAGGAAGAAUAAGACUUCUGAAAAGACAAUAGAAGAUACGUUAGUAGAAAAGGGUAAAAGUGACGAUAUCCGGUGGAAAGUUAAUGAAGACAAUAGUACUCUUAUGAGUGAGGAUUCCCGCGAUAAUAAUAGUAGGAGAAGCAAAGAGCGAGAGGAAGAGAAAAAGGCAAAUAAUAAUAAGAAGAAUAAGAAUAAUAAUGAUGCUAAGAAAAAUAAGAAAUGUUCUGGCAAUUUACACGAAUCGAGCAGUGUCGAGGAUCUUGUAUCUAAGAGCAAACAGAGUGACAUCGUGCGGGAUAUACGUAAACAAGUGACGGUAGAUGAUGGGGAUGUGUGUCUCACUAUUUUAAAUACAUAUCACAAUAAUAAGAAAGUUGAUAAGAUGAAUAACAUCAUAAUGGAUGGACCUUAUAUAAAGGAGCCAGCAGUAGAUAUAACCAAUGACAAUGAGUUUGAUUUGCAUCAAGUGACCUCAGAUUUUGCAGCUGAUUUUUACAGUGCAGGAGACUCAUUUUUAACUGUUGAUGUGUCUCGUACCCCAUCAUCACCAUCUGGUGGUGAUUUUGAAGUUGUGAGUAAUAAGAAAAGAAGUAAACGAUAUAAGAAUGGCUCCCAAAUAUCAUCGCAAAGUUUGAAGAGUAUAGGGUCGGACAAAGUGAUUAAUAAUAACAACAUGGGGGGCAUGUAUGGUGAUGAGGGUGUGCGUUGUUCUCGAUUUGUUCAGAAUAAGGCAAAUCAGAGGUCAAGCGCAGGUUAUGAAAGACCUCAUAUUAACUUCAUGGAAGGGCCUCGCACAGCACACGAUAACAGCUUUUGGGCACAACUAGGUGUUGGUGAUAGAUAUGGGGGAGAGCGAUAUACCGGGACAACCACAAGUGCCCCGCAUAGUGAGGAUUCGGGCUCCGAUGGGGAUGACUCUGUACAUUCGAUGCCUGUUCCUUCCAUAACCCCUCGUCCUGAUGUCCGUAAACCGCCACCCUCCUCUGAUUCAACACCUCAAGCAUCAUAUGCAAAUAUUGCUAAGCUUGCUGCCUCUGCUAAUCGUGCGCAAAUGAAACGAAUGGCACCUACAGUUGGCCACCCUGGGACUGUUGUUCUGAAAGAAUUAGAAGUUGAGCCAAGUUUUAACGAAAGUGUGGAGCAAUUGGACUUAAAAUCGUUAUCGAGUGAAUCUCGUCCUACGAAUAUUCUAGAUGACAAUUUUCCGUCGUUAGCCGAAAGCUUAGGUGGUAUUGGCCCUCCUAGUUCAAUAUCCACUUCAAAAUUGGGUGAAAUAAGGACCAACCCAGCGAGUGAGAAUGUAGUAUUGCAGUCUGGAAGUGUUUGUGUAGUGCAUAACCAAGACAAUUUGAAAGAAAUGCCUAUUGUGGGUGAGACUAAUUGUGGGCAGAAAGAAAAUGCAGAGAAUGCAUUGUUAGCUUCAACAGUUACUGUUGAGGGAGUGACAAAUGAAAAGAGACCAAUGAAAAUCUCAAAUGAAUGCCCACCAAAUCCUUCAUUACAGUCUCAGCAAUGUCAGCAUCAAGACCAGUUUCAUCAGACACAUCAAAUGCAACAGUCACAUAAUCAGAUACAGCAUCACCAUCAUCAUCAGUUACAUAAUUCUCAACAUCAUCAGUUACAUAAUUCUCAGCAUCAACACACUAAACAUCAGAAUGCAAUAUAUCAACAAAAUACUCAUCAUCAGUAUCCCCCACCUCAGCAGCAGUCUGUACAGCAUAGUAAUCACCAACGACAAAAUUUCUACAUCCACUCGAGUCAGAAUCCCUCGUACCACUCUCAGCAAAACUCUCUUCACCCAAAUAAUCAGAAACAAACUCAGCAGUUGCAUCAUCAAUCUCCACCCUCUCUGCCUUUUACACAACAGAAACAGCAUCCCCAGCAACCUGUGCAACCUCAGCAUCCAAAGCAGAAUCACCCGAACCCCCAUUCCCAACCAAGUGUACAUAAACAACCAAGUAUUCAUUCCCAAUCAAGCAUGCAAUCUCAGCAGUGCCAACAUCCCCAACAAAAUCAAAAUCCUCAACAAAACCCACAUUCCCAACAAAUUAUGCCUCCCCAACAAAUCACACCCCCACAUUUAAAUAUACAGCCUCAACAGGCCAACAAUCUUACUCAAAUUGCAUCUCACCAACCUAAUCCACAUUCCCAGCUAAACUCGCUUUCUCAGCAAAGUUCACAUCCACAGUCAGCCCCCCAGACCCUACCAACCCCCCAAUCUCAACCAACCCCCCAAUCCCAACCAACCCCCCAAUCCCAACCAACCCCCCAAUCCCAACCAACCCCCCAAUCCCAACCAACCCCCCAAUCCCAACCAACCCCCCAACCCCAACCAACCCCCCAACCAACCCCCCAACUCCAACCAACCCCCCAACCAAUCCCACAGCCCCAGUUAGCCCCCCAGCUCCAGUCAGCCCCGCAACCCCAGUCGGUCCCUCAGCCGCAACCUCAGUCGGUCCCUCAGCCGCAACCUCAGUCGGUCCCUCAGCCGCAACCUCAGUCGGUCCCUCAGCCGCAACCCCAGUCGGUCCCUCAGCCGCAACCCCAGUCGGUCCCCCAGCCGCAACCCCAGUCGGUCCCCCAGCCGCAACCCCAGUCGGUCCCCCAGCCGCAACCCCAGUCGGUCCCCCAGCCGCAACCCCAGUCGGUCCCCCAGCCGCAACCCCAGUCGGUCCCCCAGCCGCAACCCCAGUCGGUCCCCCAGCCGCAACCCCAGUCAGUUCCCCAGCCGCAACCCCAGUCAGUUCCCCAGCCGCAACCCCAGUCAGUUCCCCAGCCGCAACCCCAGUCAGUUCCCCAGCCGCAACCCCAGUCAGUUCCCCAGCCGCAACCCCAGUCAGUCCCCCAGCCGCAACCCCAGUCAGUCACUCAGUCGCAACCCCAGUCAGUUCCCCAGCCGCAAUCCCAGUCAGUUCCCCAGCCGCAAUCCCAGUCAGCCUCUCAACCAGCCCCCCAGUCCCAGUCAACCCCCCAGCCCCAGUCAACCCCCCAGUCCCAGUCAACCUCCCAGCCUCGGCAAAACACACACCCUGAGCCAAGUUUACCAUCACAACAAAACUGGCAUCAAGAGCAGACCUGCAAGUCCGAACAAAACAUGCUGCCUGACCAGCCCUCAGUUCCUUUGUUUAGCAGUGUUAAUGGGCUGUUGAUAGGGGAUUCGAGUGAGGUGAAGCCAUCUCUUGGUAAUAAAAGCCAGAGUAAACAAACAAAGAAUGGGUCAGUGGCACCCUGUGUUCAGUCAAGUGAUACUAGUCGUAUAAAGAAAUUGGAGCCCGCAGUUGUGUUUACAGACAAUGCUAAGUUUAACCACAGUGUUAGUGGAAUUGAAUUUGGCUUUGGGUUCGAUGAGCCCAUUGUGACAACUAGUGAUAGUGAUGAAAGAGGAAGUGACAGUUGUACGUUAGAGAAUGAAGACAGUAAUUGUUCUACUACUAAUAAUAAUCACUUGAACAAUAUGACAGUGGCUAAAGACUUUAGCAAAUGGUUUAAGGCACCCAAAAAUGACAAGAUCAACUUCAACUACGAAGAGCUCAUUAGACAUGUUACUAAAGAAUGGGUAGUGACUUUACGGUUAAUGGAAGAGGAUCCUAAGAAUAUCCAGUACUGGAGAGCUGCUGGGAGCGCAGAAGAAGCAUAAUUCGGGUGUGCAACUUUGUGUGCCUUAGGGGCAGGGAAAGGAACAAGAGGGUUGGAAAUACCCAUUGAAGAUAGGACAUAGUUUGUCAGCCUCUGGAUUCUGAAUGCCUUUAGUUACAAGAUUGUUGCCAAAUAUGCAAACUACAGAUGGUGAUUUAUAUCAUCAGUGACUGACUGACUUAUAGUGUGCGUAUAUAGCAAUGCCUUGUAACAGUGUUGAAAAAUACUUCUUAGAAAUCAUAGUGCAUUUACAUGACUUGGUGUAAAUUAUUGAAAGUACCGACUUAAAACCUCUGCAAAUUAGCAAAGACAAGAAUAUUUAAGACUUCAUAAAGCCGGACACCAGUCUAAAUAUCUCAGGCCACGUCAAAUUGGCAGAACUUGUAUUAUUGAUACAAUAUCUCACUCCCAAAGAGGUUAUUAAAGUUACUAGUAUGAUCUCUGCCGAAUUUGUUAUACCAUGCAAGCAAGACCCAAUAUAUACAAGAGUAAGGGUGUAUAAGCAUUUUGCCACCUCAGGUGUAUCUUUAAACAAUAUUAUUUAUCCAAUAUACUGGAGUGGUAUUAAAUAUUUAUGAAUAUGCUCUUAUUAACUCUUACUUAAAACAGUGCUUUCCAGAAUGUGAGACAAAGAAUUGUGAAAAAUGUAAAAUAGUGAUUAGUGUUGUGAUAUUUCUCUUCAAAGAAGACAACAAUACUUCUUUGGACCAGAUUGUCAGGAGUGUAUCCAGUUACUGUUGUCCAGUCCAGAAACACUUAAAUUGGGAUGUGAAAAUAAAAAAAUGGCAAAGUGUAAUCUUUGGCUUCUGCUGCUCAUACAAACAUUUGAAGAUGCAAACGCACCGUGUUUUCCUGCAUAUUGUGAUACUUAACACGCUGUGCUUGAGGUAUAUUCCUCCAUAAAGUGUCUUUUUAAAUCUUCUAGUCUCAAGAACUAUAGUAGUGAAGUCCUACUUAGAGGUGCAACUCCCCACUUGGUCUCAAUUUAACGACAAGAAUAGAAAGACUUAGAGAGAACUUGUAGCAUCUUGUGGAGGCUGCGUUACAUAUUAUAAGAGUCCCCAACAAAAGCUGGUCAAUUAGGUGGUAGACCAGGGCAUUCCUCUUGGAAUUCUCUCAAAGACUGCAGCAGUGGUGCCUCAGUGUACAAAGCCUAGAUGGGUACUCUUGAUGUUGCCAUUAAUUGUUAAAAAAAUUAAUAAUGAUUAUGUAUCUUAAUGUUUUUGUACAGGAUACUUGUUUUGAGGACUUAUAAAGGAAAUUUCUUAAAAGUCAUAAGAUUUGUUGUUUUUUCCCUUAAUAAUAAUUGAAGCUGUUUGUGGCAACACCAUUGCAACAUCCUCCUCCCAAGGCUAACCUGCAGUUGUGAAGUGGACAGAGACAAGGUUUGGUAGCAACACUACUGUGUGAUAUCACUAAAAGUCAUAUGGUCAAUAUAGUUGUUUGUGUGAUGUGGUUACAUCUAACUUCUACAUGUAUUGCUGGAAUGUAACCAGUGAUCAUUUCUAGCCUGGUAUAGUGGUGUCUUAUUAAAGGUAAUUUUCUUUGAAUCCAGAUCACCAAGUAUAAACCUCAUGAAUCUUCCUCCUAAAGGUUUUGAGCAAAUAAUCUUUUCACAUAAUGUUCGCUGCCAGACUUUUCAGCUAGCUUCUCUACUGCCUGCAUUUGCUGUGUGCACUUUGUCCCAGAUAGGUGUGAGCUGGGCCCACUGUUGACAUGUUAUUUAGGCUGUGUUAUUUUGUUGUGCAGAGUUGAAGUUGUGCAGUUAUAUGCUCUGCUGUAAUUCCCUGAGAGAGCCAAGUAGUGUUGUGUACCAGUGAGUAUCUAGUAUCUUUGUAAUGGAUAUGCCAUCUGUUGAGAAUCAAAAAAGUACAAUACAGUGCAGUGAAAUGUUAGAGAAAAAAUGCUAACUACAGGGACAAGAAAAUUUAGUGAAGUGUAUUAGAGAUGUAUGAGUGUGCAUGUGUAUCUGCAGGCUCAUUGCUCCAGAUGUGAACACAAACUUCCAGAUAUCAGUACUCUGAAUAUUCACUCCAAAAACAAUUUUGCUAUUGUGGGAGCAAUUCUCGGUAUACAAACUUUGAGAGAUUUACACAUGAAAAUGUUUUCAUUAGAUCUCCUUUUCUGUUAAUGUGCAUAAACCAAAGAUUAAUUGAACUAGCUGUCCAUUAAUUGAUAGCUCCUAACCAUGCUCUCUGUGACCUGAAACAGCUCACAGACUAUCUUUGGGAGGCUAACUAAGAUAAGCAACACAAAUUUAUUUAUGUAUGCAUAAUUAUAUAUGCAUCAAAUGUGCUUCACAGCAUAUGACAGCUAAUAGGAGAGUGUGCCCAGUGGAUUGUGUAUGAAUGUGGUGUCUUUGACACACUGCCAUGAAUUAGCCUGCAAUCCAUUUAGGUCUUGAUGUCUUUUGGGGAUUAAUGGUAAUGGGGUUCUAAAGUGAACUCCAUUUGACUGUGUUGUAGAACCCACCCAAUUUUUUUUUAAUUGGUUGGUGUCUUGUUGAAACACCAUCUUACUGCUUUUCAUCUGUAUAUUUCUUUAUGGAGGCUGCUGCUUGAUUGCCUCCAAUAUUAGCUGCCUAGUUGAGCCUGUGCAAAUCUUGUUAUAUUUUUUGUCCUGUCUGGAUGAGUGCUAAUUUUUUUCAAGAAAUAAUAAUAGUUUAGUGUGUAAUCGGCUUGAAGCUCCUAGUUGAUAAUCUGAUUGCAUAUGCCCAACCUGUAUGUAUUUAAUGUGAUAAAACAAUCUAUUAGCAGCCUGUCAUAUAUUUUGAUCAUCGUUGUAUUCAAAUUAUUUAUUUAAGGUACAGCAUUCAAGAGUUACACAGGCUCAUUACCGCAGCUUUGAGCUGCCUUCUGUUGUUCUGAUCAACGUACAAAGGCCUUGUUUUCCCUUCGUUUCAGUGCUCUGGAGGAAGUCUGCUUCAUCUAUCUAAACAAUCACUCCCAACUGCUAACAGUUUUAUGAACUGUAAGCAGUACUUUCUCACCCUUGCUGUUGACUUAAUCUCAUAGCAUUUCAUCAAUCUGUUACCAGGUGAUUGUAUCAUGUUAAAUAGAAGUAACGGCUGCCAUCGCCAGGCAGCUGUGCCAUGUAUCAUUAGACCUCACUCAUGCUGUCAGCAGAAAACCUCAGUAACUAAACAUUUGCUCCUUUGUUAACAGCAGCAGAGAUUGUUACAGAAUACAGUGCUAAGAGUGGAUAUUUGAAAGUGUUUCCUUUUUUAUUUGAGUUUAUUUAGGUUUGUUUUUGGUUAUGCAAAUUGUCAAUAUUGUGAAGGUACUGUAUUUGGGUUGUCUUCCACCAAGGUUUAUAUGUAAUAAGAAUUAAAUUAUUCUACUGAAGAGAACACUCAUAAACAUAUGCGAGAGUGGUUUUGAAAGAUAUAAAUGCAGGAACUUUUAAUUUCUGAAAUAUAUUUUUCUUUAUCAAUGUCUGGUUACUCUUUCAAUGGAAAAAACACAAUCAACUACUUGUUCACGGCCAUUCCUGUAGAUGAUUCACUGUAUUCUGAAGGCAUUUCUCUUAAUAAAUCGUUGCUGGAAUGAAAUUUUCCAUACAAUGUGUGCAAUGUUUCAAGGCAGUUGAAAAGACCAAUGUAUUCUGCAAUAAAGUUUCACUGCAAACACUCGCAGACUGUAAUGAACAUGA
Messenger RNA from Procambarus clarkii (red swamp crayfish), 9320 nucleotides. Lineage: Eukaryota; Metazoa; Arthropoda; Malacostraca; Decapoda; Cambaridae. The record is from RefSeq and is a predicted model, not a curated record.